AUGGGCACCAAUGGAGGGAGUGGCAUGGGCGCGCACGAAGUCGGAGGCAUGAUGGGCUCUAAUCACCCCCCUGCCACUGAGUACACACUGCAAGGUGUUAUGCGCUUUCUGCAGACCGAAUGGCACCGACACGAACGCGAUCGCAAUGCCUGGGAAAUCGAGAGGCAGGAGAUGAAGAGCAGGAUAGCUGGUCUCGAGGGCCAGGCCAGGAGAGCCGACGCGACCCAGAACACCUUGAAGAAAUAUGUGUCCAUUUUGGAAAAGAAGGUCAAGCAGCAGUUGGCACAGUCAAAGGAGGGUGUCGACCCCUCACAACCCAAACCUCUAGAUCGGGCUGCUUUACUGAAGGAGAAGCUUGCUCCUUCAGGUGACCCCACGGUGCCCAGCACGCUCGCAGCCGACCUCGCCGAUGAAGAGAACCAGCGCAACGAGCUGAGGACCUUCCUUGACCAGUGCCAGGCUGAAUUUACCUACCUCAUGGUUACACCUGCUAAUCCCAUGCCGCCGAGAGACUCGCCCCCCCUUCCUGUGAUGGAAGACUUGCGGGAAACCGAUGCGUUUGGUCAGCAAGUUAUGGACCCGGUUUAUCAACAGCAGGGACUUUCACAACAGCAGCAACAGGCUCACGUUCGCGAGCUUCUGGCCCACCAAGCUAGAAACGCGGCGCCUCUAGCCCACCGUGGUCAGGGCGCACCUGGUCCAAGCAACUAUCCCGUCAAGCAAUUUGAUUUACAGUCUGCCCCCAUGAUGCGUACAUCAAAUGCCGAGCAGCCAUCGGCCAUGUAUGGGAAUGCUGGCGAAUGGACUGGCCAGAUACCUAUCCACGCAAAGCCUCCGGCGGAAUCGGGCCAGGAGCCGGCCCUGCAGCCCAAGCACCCCAAUCGAGCGGAGGAUAGAGGAGAACCUUCCGAGAAGCGCGGCGGGCUCGAGUCAGACAGUUGGGAUUUUAAUGAUAGCAACUUUCCCGAUCCCACUGCCCCCAACCCGCCACCACCACCACCACAACAACAACAACAGCAGCCUCAUCAGGCGUCUCCCAACCGACCGGAUACCGAUGUGUUUCCCGCCGCUGAAAACAUCCCGAAAUCCCCCAACCGCGGUGCUCUGUCUCAUAGAAGAAAGAGUUCGAGCUCCAUGGGCCGGAGGAGAAGUGCGGACCACGAGCUUUCGCUGAACUCUAUGAGCCAGAAAACAGAAAACACCAACUUCAAGCUCAAGUUUGGACUGAGAGGCCACCUGGACACCGUUCGUACUGUGAUCUUUUCUGGAGGCGGGAGUCCUGGCGAGCCUGAGAUCUGCACCGCCGGAGACGACGGGACGAUCAAGCGAUUCCACAUCCCGGAUCGUCAUCCGGGGCAUCCCGGCGCUGGUGUCGGCGACCUCGACGUGACUGCCGAUUUCACACACCGCGGUCACAGUAAUGCUGUUCUCUCUCUGACAUCGUGGUCACCAUCGCCCAACUUCUCCACGGGCGGGCGUGCGCAAGGCGAUGGAUGGAUCUUUUCGGGAGGUCAGGAUGCCACCAUCCGAGUGUGGGAAAGAGGACGUGUCGACCCCAAAGCCACUAUGGAUGCGCAUGCGGAUGCUGUCUGGGCCCUCUGCGUACUUCCCGCCAACCUUGGCUCCAUCUUUGGCCAAAACACUAGCCAUGGCUCACCGGACCGCAUCCUCCUCGUCUCAGGCUCAGCUGAUGGUACGGUCAAGCUGUGGGCAGUCAGUGCACCACCUCAGCUCACCUCACCGCAGCCCAGCACGGGACGGAGGGGUCCUGGCGGUCGCACACGAGGCAACUCGAUGAGUUCCGGCUCCAGCUUCCCGAACUCGCCCCAGCCGACAACCGCCUCCAACUCCCCCUUCCACUACUCGCUGAUACACUCCAUCCCCCGUCCCGAUGACAAGGCCAGUCCAACCAAGAUCACACCCCUGAGCCCCAACGGAGAAACAUUUGUGGUGAGCUACUCGGAUGCUGCCAUCAUCGUUUACGACACCCGGACCGGAGAGCCCACUGGGACCAUGGCCAGUCUAGAAACCUAUGAUGGAACCAUCGCUACCAGUGUCAACGCGGUGGUGGCCACGGUCGUUGGGCUUGAUCAGCCCCAAGGCCUGGGCGAGGAGGAGAGUGGCGGUGGCGGACCAACAGGAGGUGGGCGCGCUAUGGCUGGAUCGGGUGUGGAGGGUGUCAUUAUUUCAGGACACGAAGAUUGCUAUGUGAGAUUCUUCGACGCCAAUAGCGGUCAAUGCACCUACAAUAUGGUUGCCCAUCCCGCUUCCAUCUCCGGUCUCUCCCUCAGCCCCGACGGUCGGGAGUUAGUGAGCGCCGGUCAUGACGGCUCCCUGCGGUUCUGGUCCUUGGAAACACGUUCCUGCACACAAGAAAUUACGAGCCAUAGGGUGAUGCGCGGUGAGGGCGUUUGCUCUGUCGUGUGGAGUCAAGACGGCCGCUGGGUUGUGAGUGGCGGCGGCGACGGUGUGGUCAAGGUGUUUGUGCGGUAGAACCAGCAGAUGUACCGUCGCGGCCACGACCAGAGACUUUCGAGGUCAGAGGGUCACACAAUGCUACCGGCCACGACCAAUAUAAUGCGCUGGGAGUGACGGUGCCUCGCCACACCCGUGAUCUGCCCCCGCCAUCACGCAGACCACCAAGCUCAAGCCUCUUUGGCACGCCAGCCACCUCGUCAUUUCGCCGCUUCUUGGAUGGAUCAGGCCCUUGAUGUGAGGGAUCAGUCACUCUUUUGCUGUUACCAUUGAGUGUUUUUGCUGGGGUUCACAGAAGAUACCAGGAGUUUGGUUUAGUUCACGGCGAAAAAAGGGCGUUGUUGUCUCGACAAUGUGGCAGGAGUUCUCUCUUUUUUUCUUGUUUUCCUUUUCUUUUGCAAAGCAUGAAUAAACACUCAACCAAGCAUUGAGAAUAAUUGGCUUGGAAUAUCUCUUAAGUUGGUAGAGAAGAAAGAAGAACAGCGAGGGUCACCCCCUAACAGUUAGCGGCAGCGGAGGCGCGUUGUAAACAUUUACCACGAUCAUUGUACUCUGUUCUUCAUGGAGAUGUGAUUGUACGAUAAGCAACAGAAAAGGUGCAUCGGCUGGUUUGUCUCUGGUCAUGAAACGAUGGGUUAGUACAGAAGGAGAGAAAUGCAUUCCCCAAUUUCCCCUGUCCUAUUGUUUACCCCUGCUGUAGAUUUGAAGACACCAUGGACGUUGCUGGGAUGUUUGGCGGCAAGCGUUGGCAAUG
Molecule: messenger RNA, 3229 nt
Organism: Podospora bellae-mahoneyi
Lineage: Eukaryota; Fungi; Ascomycota; Sordariomycetes; Sordariales; Podosporaceae
Product: 1,2-dihydroxy-3-keto-5-methylthiopentene dioxygenase
Exons: 4
Coding region: 1-2493 (830 amino acids)
Molecular function (GO): protein binding
Source: RefSeq, a predicted model, not a curated record